AUGGACAAAGUUAUAUCUUCUACACAGGUUGCUUAUGUCCUUAAAAGAUGCAUAAAUGAUAACAUCAUCAUUGCGCAUGAGUUAGUCCAUUCAAUGAAGAAAUCAAGAUCUAAGAAAGGAUGUAUAGCUCUUAAAUUAGAUAUGUCAAAGGCAUUCGAUCGACUGGAAUGGUCUUUUCUAGAUCAUAUGCUUCAAUCUUUAGGCUUUUGCACAAAGUGGCGAGAACUGAUUCACCAAUGCAUAUCAACAGUUCAAAUUUCUAUAAAGUUGAAUGGUAGCUCUUGUGAUCAGUAUCAUCCCUCACGGGGUCUUCGACAAAGGGAUCCAUUAUCCCCAUAUUUGUUUAUUAUAGCCAUUGAGUAUUUGUCAAGAAGUCUCUUCCUAGCUGAGAAGAAUAACUUAAUUAAGGGUAUUAAGAUGGCAAAAGAUGCUCCUCCAGUUAAUCAUCAAUUAUUUGCAAAUGAUUGUUUGCUCUACUUCCAAGCUGAUCAAAGAAGUAUUUAUUCCGUUCUUGAUAUAUUAAGCAAUUUUGGAGCUAUAUCGGGUCAGAUGAUUAAUUUUUCUGAAUCAACAACAUUCAUUACAGGAGAUCUUUCACAACAGCAAAAACUGGAAAUAAUCAACAAACUAGGAGUCAAACAACUAUGCAAAUCUGAUAAGUAUUUGGGUCUGCCGUUUCUGCUUGGUAAAUCUAAAACAUCUUCUUUUGAAUCAAUUAGUGAUGCUUUUAAAAACAAACUGAGUGGAUGGAAUUCUAAGCUCUUAAACCAACCAGCUAGAACUACCAUGUUAUCCUCCUCCUUUUCUUCUCCGGUCGGAAUCUCCGAAGAAAAACCAGAGAAGUUUCCUUCUGGGUUUGUUGGUGAUGAAUUUAUUCAAGAAAAGAACAGGAAUUUUGAUGAAUUUGGAGAUUACAGAGAUGAUAGGAGAAAGUUUUUGAAAUCCACGGUACCAAUUCCAGUGCAAAACCUGAUGGGUUCAGUUCCUCCUGGUGGUGGUGGUGAUGCUGCUACUGAUUCAUUUUCGAGGAAUUUCAUGCAGAAUAAUGCCGUGUUACAAUCACAACUAGGUACCAUUGGAGGUAGGGCCGAGCUUGCACCCAUCCCUCCCAAGGUGGAAAUUUCCUGGGGUCAACGAACUGUAGAAAAUCCCUGUGCAUAUCAGUACAUCCCAUACAAUGACAUUUCUGUUUCAGGAAAUGCGACACCAAAUUUGAAGCGGAAGGCCGAGGUUUCCACAAAUUCAUGCGAUCCUGCACAAAUGGAAAGCUUAUUUGGUCAAUUUCCAAGUGGUCCAUCUAAAGAUUCAGGUAGCAACUAUCAAGUCCUUCAAAGUGGGUUUGAUCCUGUUCAAGCACUUCCCCAGAAUCCCUAUUUUCCAAUAACCGCAAGGAGUCAGCCUGUGAAUUACUCCCCAAUCCCACCUGUCAAUCUUGAACCAACUGAAAAACAAGAAAUGGAUUUCUUCGCAAAAUCUUGGAGUCAGUGGAGCGAAAAUUCUGUAGGUGGUAGUGAUGCUUCCUUGCCAGUGAAUAACAGGAAGGUGGUUCGCCCAAGAUUCUCAAGCAGCAUGAGUAUGGCUGUAAUUUCAGAUGAGAACAGAAAUGCCAACUCAGAACCUUCUGCCAAGAAUGGAUACCCACUCUUUCCAGAACACAAUGCAUUAGAAGCCUUUCCUGCGUUUGAUCAUCCUUCAUCAAGUUCACAUAGACCUGAAGCUGAAGAGGAGACAGCACGCAAGGGUUUUGUGUUGCUUGUGCAGAAGGAGUUGCGGAAUACUGAUGUUGGCAACCUGGGUAGAAUUGUCAUUCCAAAAAAAGACGCAGAGGCGAACCUACCUCCAUUAGAGGCAAAAGAUGGAAUUAUCCUACAAAUGGAAGACAUGAACUACUCAGUUGAGUGGAAAUUUAAGUAUAGGUACUGGCCAAACAACAAAAGUAGGAUGUAUGUUAUGGAAAAUACAGGGGAUUUUGUAAAGAUGCAUAACCUCCAAGCAGGGGAUUUUUUCAUUGUUUAUAGAGAAGAGAAUUCUGGAAAAUUUAUUGUUCGUGGGAAAAAAGGAACUAGACCAGUUUAUGCAGGGGAUACAGUGGAGAUGAGGAGUACAGCGGAGAUGAGGAACCAUGGAAGGGUAGUGGAAGAAAGAGAAUUAGCAACUGCACAUGGACAGCUAAACGUUGAACAAAGAUAUGCCCCAGCAGGUGACUUCUUUUUUGAUUUAAAUGCUGGACAAGACAUGAUUGCACCGGGGAUACCAUUUGAGUUUCAUGAAAACACUGGCGGACUUCCUAAAUCUCACUUCCUUCCAGGGCCUUUGCUCAAUUUACAUCAAGAUGAUGUUUCGUGAAUCUACCACCUUAAUGAUAGGACGAGGCUUUAUCAACCCUUAGGAGAAUCACAGCACUGCUCUUGACUGUAUUAACAACCCCUGUGGUCAUCUUACAUAUACCUGAACAAAUCACACCUGCUGCUGCAUGCAUGCAUGCAUAUAUCUUUCUUUUGACAUCCAUCAAUUUUCUUUGUAGUUUUUUUUUUCCCUGUCCAUAGACAAUACAGAGCAUUUUUGUUUCCCAAGCAAAUUGAGGUCUUAAUUUUGUUU
Molecule: messenger RNA, 2598 nt
Organism: Papaver somniferum (opium poppy)
Lineage: Eukaryota; Viridiplantae; Streptophyta; Magnoliopsida; Ranunculales; Papaveraceae
Exons: 10
Coding region: 1-2346 (781 amino acids)
Molecular function (GO): DNA binding
Source: RefSeq, a predicted model, not a curated record